AUGAAACAUCUGGACUAUGAAGAGCAUGGGGCAGAGUAUGAUAUGGAUAGUAGUAUGUUUUUUGAACCAGACUUUAUUACUGAAUUAGAAAAUACCCCAAUCAAUAUUUCCGAUGAUAAUAAUAAUUGGGACUACUAUGGUAAUAAGUUUGAAGCUAAUAAAGAAGAUGAUAAUACUAAGGCAAAUUUGGAAUCUUAUACUAAUAAGAACUGUAUAACACCAAAACCAUUUUUAAGAAAAGGUCAGGGGAAAUCAUUAGUAAUUAGUAAUACAAGAAAGAAGAAUGAAAAAAUUAGUAAUAAUUCAAUUGCGAGAGAAAUUAAGCAGCCUGAAUUAAAGGGGAGCAUUGAUGAACAUAUUGUAAGUAAUACUAUAAAUAAAUCUUCACAACUUGGGAAAAAUACAAUAGGAGAUAGUAAGAUAACAUUAGAUGAUAUGAUUCAUGAAAAACUUAGUGUUUUAGAUAAGCAAAUGGAGCGUGUCCAUCAAGCUCAUCAAGACUUGAUAAACAAGAAGAAAGAUGUUGAGAAGGAACAAAAACAAUUAGUUGUUCUUAGACAAAAUUUGGAGAAUAAAUUUAAUAAAAAAUAUGAAAAAAUAACUAAAGAAUUUGAAGAUGAAAAAAAAAGAAUGGAAGAUGAAAAGAUGAAAAUGGUUAGGGAAAAAAUAAAGAAUAAUGAGCUAAUAACAAGGCUAAAGAUGGAAAUUAAAAGAAAGGAUAUUGAAAUUCAGCGUCUACUUAAAGAGAUAAGAAAUAAAGAAAAAAGUAAUACAAUUAAUAGUAUUAACCAACUAAAGAAAUCAAAAUUAAAUACUACGAAGCCAAUAAAGACAUCCAGUGAAAAUAAUGAGCAUUCUGAUUAUUUAUCUAACCAAGAGAUCUUGGGGAAAGAAGGACCCUAUUCCAAGAUAGAUGAAUUAAAAGUUAAGGAAAAAAACUUUCAAUCAUAUGAAAAUUCAUAUACGGCUAAUGCAUAUUCAUUACAGGGUCGAGAUCAGAUUAUACAGAGUAUCCUUGAAUCUCAUGACUUUGAAAAAGAUUUAGAUGAACUUUAUGGACUUCUAAGUUCUAUAUUUUUACUUGAUAGCUCGAAUUCAUUGAAUUCAUUACCACCAUUACCUAUAAAUAAUGAUAUUCCAUGGUGUAAUAUUGAAACACCUUACGAAAUAGAUACACAAAAUGACAUGCAAGCAAUAAUAUUUUAUUAUCCAAGCGGACUUAUAGAAAUUGCAUAUACAGGUGAUAAUAAUCCCUCAAAAUGUCCAAAGAACACAAGGAGACUUAUUUGGAAACGAUUAAACUGGUGUAUUUUAGUAUACCCAAAUGGAGAUAUAAAAGGGGUGAAACCUGACAAAGAUGUAAUCUACCAUUAUAUAAAGAAAAAUAUCGUUCAGUGUACUACUACUAUUGAUCACUCAUCUUAUGAGAAACUAAUUUUACAACUCAACAAAUUUUAUUUGCUUAAACAACGUCAAUGUAUAGAUCUUUCUACUGGAACGAUGUAUAUUCAAAAUUUUGACGGCAGUACACAAAUUAUAAGAAAUUAUGAGGAUCUAAAAAAAUAA
This is a messenger RNA of Cryptosporidium muris RN66, 1566 nucleotides long. RefSeq lists its product as uncharacterized. Lineage: Eukaryota; Apicomplexa; Conoidasida; Eucoccidiorida; Cryptosporidiidae. The coding region runs from base 1 to 1566 and encodes 521 amino acids. The transcript has a single exon. The record is from RefSeq and is a predicted model, not a curated record.